AUGAUUUUAAGGUUAAAUAUUAAUGGUCCUGUUCUUUCUGGGAGCGACAUCAAGCAUUCAAGGCAACGAGCGGCGGCUACACUGUCGACUUCAUACAUUUGCAAGGGCAGUCACAAGAAGGCGGCCGCCAGAGAUGAUAUUUACCUGACCACUGUCUUUGCUGGUCUUGAAGAUGACUUGACUCCGGCAUUCAACUCACCAACUGAUGAAUGCGCAAGGAAGGCCGCACGACCGGCAUCCAUUCCGUUAUCUGAAGAUAUGAUAGAGGAGGGUUUUUUCGUAAGGAAUCAGCGCCAUAGUGCAGGUUGCGGUUGCAGUGUAUGCGCGAGACUCCGCGACAUGCUGGAUCUUACGAAACAUUCGGCAGACCUAUCGAUCAGACACGCUCAUUUUUCAUGUCCGAUAUUCGUGUGCGUCGAUGACGGUUUCGUCGUUGGGAAGAGGCAACAGAGGCAUCAUAUUCCUGGUUGUCGGUGCCCUAACUGCAACCACUUGCGCUUUAAGAGGGAUGCGGGAAUUGUAAAGUGUGUCACUCUCUCCACGAGUUUGCUCCAUGAUCUAGUCGGUAUCGAUAUGUGCCACCAAGUUGUUCUAGAUGCCGAGUGCGAAGCUCUUCGCCGUGCUAAGAUAAGUGCUGCUAAUAAAGGUAAUGCUGCAUGGAAUAAGGGAAGGCAACAUUCUCCGGAGACGAUUGCUCGAAUAAAGAAAGCCACCGCUAAAGCAAUGCGAAAUCCCGCUGUGCGGCGUAAAAUGAGAGAAGCAGCAGUGCGAAAUUCUCACAGCGACACUACCAAAUUGAAGAUUCGUCGCACAGUUCUUGAUAACGCAUGCCGGAAGCAAAGAGCUAUGAAUAUGGCAAAAUCAAAAAAUGACGGUUUGCGAAGAGGUAAGGUGGGUGUUUGCACUACGGGUACAUUUGCUAGACGUGUGAGUGGUGUGCAGUCAGCAAGCUUCGGCAUUUGGACUAAGUUUGGCUUGGAACAACGUGAGGUACACAAGAAGAACGCAAUGAGUGCUUUCAGGAAGGUGGCGAGACAGAGCAAUAUUCAGAUGGUAAAAGAUAUCGAGCACAGGCCGAUGAAUGCUGGAGCGAAGCGCUUACGGUCUAAUCGAGGUGUUCCCAAGACUGCAGAACACAGGGCUGCUAUUUCAGCUGCGCUCAAGGCAAAGUGGGAAGAUCCUGCUUACAUUCUGAGUCAAAAGAAGGCCAGUAGUAUACGCAAGCACCAGUCCACCGCCUCAGGAAAUCAUCGGGCAAGACAAAAAGAAGAAUUGAAUCAAGCGUGGCGACGUCGUGCGGAGCUCGUCAACGAGGUGCAGGAUUUUUUUUCUCAAGCAACAGCAGCAGUCAAAGCACUUGAGAAGCAAAAAACGGCAGGAAUAGAUGUUGACGAGUUGAUGCUGAUGAAGGCUCUCGCUGCUGUAGCUGAAACGCGCAAGGUGCUCGAGUCUGUUGAAACUAUCUCGCAGGUAGAUAAAACCCCUGGUGAAGUCAGAGACGCAAAGUGA
Messenger RNA from Micromonas pusilla CCMP1545, 1509 nucleotides. RefSeq lists its product as uncharacterized. The record is from RefSeq and is a predicted model, not a curated record. The transcript has a single exon. Gene Ontology annotation, molecular function: DNA binding. Lineage: Eukaryota; Viridiplantae; Chlorophyta; Mamiellophyceae; Mamiellales; Mamiellaceae. The coding region runs from base 1 to 1509 and encodes 502 amino acids.